AUGUCCGCCGUUCCCUCCAGCAAUGGGGUGUUUGUCGUCAUCCCGCCCAGCGACGCCGGCGGCCUCCGCGCGCCCCCCGCCGUUCUGCCCACCUCCCUGUGCCAGCCUCCCGGGAUGAUGCAGUUCGAGGAGCCACCGCUGGGGGCGCAGGCGCCGAGGGCCACCCAGCCGCCCGACCUGCGGCCCGUGGAGACCUUCCUGACCGGAGAGCCCAAAGCUUUAGGGACGGUCCAGAUCCUCAUCGGUCUCAUCCACCUGGGCUUUGGCAGCGUGCUGCUCAUGGUCCGCCGCGGCCACGUGGGGACGCUCUUCAUCGAAGGCGGUGUCCCCUUCUGGGGAGGAGCCUGCUUCAUCAUCUCUGGGUCCCUCUCAGUGGCAGCCGAGAAGAAUCACACCAGCUGCUUGGUGAGGAGCAGCCUGGGGACCAACAUUCUCAGCGCCAUGGCGGCCUUUGCCGGGACAGCCAUUCUGCUGAUGGAUUUUGGUGUCACUAACUGGGACGUGGGAAGGGGCUAUCUGGCCGUGCUUACCAUUUUCACCAUCCUGGAGUUCUUCAUCGCGGUCAUUGCCACCCACUUUGGGUGCCAAGCCACCCGCGCCCAAGCCCAGGCGCCUGUGAUUUUCCUGCCAAACGCCUUCAGCACAGACUUCAACAUCCCCAGCCCCGCAGCCUCUCCGCCCCCAGCCUAUGACAAUGUGGCUUAUGCCCAAGGAGUCGUCCGAGUAGAUGGUCACUCUCGGGGUUGGAAUCCCAUCUUCCCUCUUUCCCCAGGGGGCCCAGCCUCUUCCCACCCCCACCUCGUUAAUCUGGGAGCAGGCCCCCCCCCAUCCUCACAUACUGUGGCACUGAGUGGAGUCCCUGUGGACGUCUGUCCCACAUAUUUCUCGCAGUGGUUUGUUUCCUAAAAGAGCUAAUUGACGUCAGGGGUGUUUGUCUCUCCCCUCCCUGGGCACUGUCACCCAUCAGGAAGUGGCCCGUGUGCUGCUCUGCAUUUCUCUCUGCUCGUUGGUGGAAACCCUGGCCUCACUGGGAGACGGGUUCGAGGGCUGCUCCGGCCCUCAGGCCUUAGGAUGGUCAUUAAGCUCAGAGGGCCCAGAAUCCUCCAGAAGGGAGUACUGAGUCCAGCUGCAGAAGCCACACAGCUGGCAGUGGCUUGACGUUGGGUCCCUGGGCCCCCAGACCAGCUCUGUCCUUCAUAAUCUGAGGCCACAUCACUGGGCUUCAGUUUUCCCACCUGGAAACUAAAGCACUGAACCAGAUGACAUUUAAGGCCCUCCCAGCUCCCCUGGGCUGUCUAAAGUCCUGGGUCUAAGUCAGGCAUUGCCCCCUACUGCCUCUGGAAAUGUUUGGAGCCACUAUUGACUCAGCCCUGCCCACCCCUCAGGGUUGGGGAUGUUGCAGGGGAGGGCUGAGGCCAGCCCGCUGUACCCUGGACAGCAUCCACAGAUGCACAGCAGUGGUGUCCCCUCCCUGCGGGAGGCUCAGGACCUCCCUGUGCCUUUCAGUGCUCCCUCCCUCUCCCCCUGGCCUGAGGAGAAGGCCACCUCCGAAGGUACCAUAAGCUGGAUUGGGUCUCCAGGCCAAGAAGUCACUGCCACCUGGAAUUGAGGUCCUGGCAGGUGACUUCUCUUGUCCAUACCACAGAGGGAA
Molecule: messenger RNA, 1651 nt
Organism: Vicugna pacos (alpaca)
Lineage: Eukaryota; Metazoa; Chordata; Mammalia; Artiodactyla; Camelidae
Product: membrane-spanning 4-domains subfamily A member 15
Biological process (GO): cell surface receptor signaling pathway
Cellular component (GO): plasma membrane
Source: RefSeq, a predicted model, not a curated record